Messenger RNA from Fusarium sp. VM40, 2562 nucleotides. Lineage: Eukaryota; Fungi; Ascomycota; Sordariomycetes; Hypocreales; Nectriaceae. The record is from the annotation of a GenBank genome assembly.
AUGGAUGCAUUCGUGACAAGGCUUCCAAAGCCGCAAAGUCAACUCCGCAGUCAAAUUCGACCUGACUCACCAGAAAAGGAGAGGCCUUCCAAGCGAGCCAAACAACAGGGAUCCCCAGAUUCUGAUAGUGAUCAUUCUCACGAUGCACAUGAUUCUCAGAACAAGACGUCACCGACGAAAAGCAUUGAUAACACUGAAUCUGUUGAAACUGAUACUCAAAAUGAUGGACAUUCUCGACCUACGGACAUCGAAAGUGCAUUACCUCCAGCCGCUGAAGGCAAAGAGGCAAUUGAAGAGUAUGAGGCGAUGAAGUCAUCGCAGGCCACUGCUGAAGAUGGCGCAACAGAAAAACCUCAGUCUCGUUGGGUCAGAGGACAAAGCUCUAUAUAUGUGGACGCCUUCAACCUCGCCCUUGAUACAGUCUUGGAGGAAGAAUCACAUUUGUUCGAUGAAAAUGAAAGUGAGGUCUUCAGGCAGUGGAGAGAGUUGAACUACGAAGCUCAAUACCUAUAUGUUCGUUUAUUUCUGAGAAAGACAGCAUCGUGGCAUCGUCAUAGUCGUCUUGGGUAUCAUAGCGAUAUUUCAGAUCUCGAAGCAGCCAUAGCUACCCUGCAGUCGUCUCGUAAACUACCACAACAUACCACUCUCCAGACACAAACUCCAGUUUUAGGCAUCAAACUUGAAGAGUUUAGCUUGGGAGAGACAUUUACGUUUGCGGAUGCAUCGGAUGAUCAUAUCAACUGUGUGGAAGAGGCUGCCUCGCAACUCAGUUUGGACGAACUGAAGGAUCUGGCAAAGGAAGCCAAAACUCAGGGGCGUACCAAAACAGAGCUCAUUCGUUCACUUGUGCGGAUGAGCAAACAGCAAGCCGGAUUAAUGUCAGUUGGUCUUAGCAGACACAACAGCCGUGAUUCGGCUUGCGAGGAUCAAGAAAACAGAGAUGCAAAAGCGAAACCCAAGGCAAAGCUUCGUCGGGAAGACUCAAACCGAGAGCAGCAUUUUUUGACCAAAAUUCUUGCUAUACUCGGGCCUUGCAUUCGACUAUCGCCGUCACCCUUCAAGCUUUUCGAGCGUGUGCAUCUCGUGUUUUACCGAUCGACCGAGUGGACGGAGAAAUCACUCACUACGAUUAUUCUAGCCAAGAUUGCAAAACGCCAUUUCCCCGAAUAUAUUGUCUGCCGAACCUCCACUAUAUUUGCAUCACGCUUACAUUUGCUGGAGUAUGAAACUGCGAUCCGCAUGGAAGCGGAGGUCGACGCGUGGGAGUUUAGUAGUCCCACAGGAGAAGAGGGCCUCAGAAUGAUGAUUGACAUAUUUGACAAAGUUUACCCCAGAUGGAAGAUGUUGGUUGAAGAAGAGCAACGCAAAGAGCACACUGUAUAUGAAGCGGGCGAAGGAGCUUAUUUGAGACGGUUCACGCCCGGCCAUUCGUACACGAGAAUUGUUCAUAAAGCGGCUCCAAUUUUUGGAAAACUUAAAGAACACCUGCGAGAGCAUCAGUUGCUCGCUGAACUUCUCAACCAGCGAUUGUUCCACCCAGCCAGGCGAGGUGGCUGGUAUCAGCGAAAAGCUCUACUGGAAGAGCAUUAUAUGCCUGUCUUAGAUCCGAGCCCAAGAUACACAGAUGUUGAGCAGCAGAAAAAACACUGGAAGAGAGUUGCAGUUACUACUUGCGAAGCUGGACUACAAGAUUCAGACUGCCAUCUCAUAUUUCACUUCGACCUGCAGAAACGGUUGGUAAAGUUAGAAAAGAAACUGCGCAUACCACGCCGUUUACAACACGAUUUUGGUCACGUCGGUUUGCAAAAGCCUAUCGAGCAUACAAUCGAAGGGAUACAAAUCAAGAAGGACAUAAUCGUCAAGCCCGGUCGUCAAGCGUCAACAAAGACCAUAUGGUUUGACGCGCUAGACUCGCAAGAAGAGUGCAAUGUCGAAGCGAUGUGUCUGAGCCAGUAUCGAUCAGAAGGAUGGAAAGGAUACCACGCUGAGGGUGGGAUCAUUCGCACUCUCUUUGCAUACCUCUUUUACGACGUCCUCUUCAUUUACAUACCAAAUGUGUUCCAAACGGCUUAUCAAACAUGCCCACUUGACCUACAUACAGACGCCUUCUACCCAUCCAGGGCAUCUGAAAUCAACCACAGGCUUGUUGAAAUUGCCAACGGAGAGGCGCCAAGGCUGAUUCGUGAAGUCUGGGAUCGAGAGCACGAGAAGAGGACAAGUGUUGUGGGCCUCAAUUGGGAUUUCGAGGUUGACGAUCUUGUGGAGCUUGUAGAAUGCUUCGAAGGCAGUGCUCUUGCGGCAAUAUGCAAGGUGAUGGCUCAGGAAUACAGGCAACGCGGCGGAGGCAUUCCGGAUCUGAUUCUGUGGCGCACUAAAGAGACACUAGAGGAUCAAUCCACAGAACCCGGCAAAGCGAAGGGAGAGGUCAUGUUCUCGGAGGUCAAGAGCGCAAACGACCGAUUGAGCGAUACUCAACGGCUCUGGAUCCAUGUGCUUACAGGCGCAGGGGUCAAGGUUGCGCUUUGCAAUGCCGUAGCAAAAGAAGUGAGGGAAGUGGAUUGA